CCGGCGCUCGGCGCGCGCACCCGCACUGAAGACUUGCUCCACCUCUCGGGGAGGAGACCCCGAGGACCGAUCCGGGGCACCCUCGGAGCGGAUGGUGAGGGCCACCACCCCGCCACUCUUCUCGCCUUUGCCCCACGACGGUCGUCACUGUCGAAGGGGCCGCCAGCCGCGCGCAUCCUGGUCGCGAGCGCCGACCAGGGGUGCGGAGGGGUGGCGGCGGAGCCCGGCUGCGGCGGGUGCGCCCGAGGCUGGCACCCCGAGGACAACGGCGAGGCCAAGCGGCCGAGAUGUGAAAGUAAAGAAAGGACAUAUAAAAUAACAAAGAUGCUUUUGAGCCAGAAUGUCUCAGCGGUUGGACCACUUAAUUUGUAUCCCAUGGUGCACAUCAGCCUCAUGUUUGGUAUUUCGUACAUUUUGCCUGAUUUUUCAGAUGAAUCUUGCACUUUAAAGAUGACAUUACGAAAUUUGCAGUCAAUCUUAUCAUGGGAAUUUAAAAACCAUUCAGUUGUACCAACUCACUAUACAUUAUGGUACACCAUCAUGAGUAAACAAGAAGAUAUGAAGAUCGUUGGGGACUGUACAAAUAUCACAAGAUCAUUCUGUGACCUAACAGAUGUGUGGGUAAACAUGACAGAGAUGUACAUCCCCAAAGUGGUUGGAUUCAGAGGGAACACAGCUCUGGUCAGUUGCAUGGGCUCUUUCUUCCUGGCAAUGGAGACACUGCCUUUGGACCCACCAGAGUUUGAGAUUAUUGGUUUUACAGACCACGUCAGUGUGAAUGUGAAAUUUCAGUCUGUCGCUCCCAAGAUGCUAAAUGAGGAAGAAUUACAGUUUUACUUAGCAUUAAUUGAAGAACAAUCAGGGGGGAUCGUUAAGAAGCAUAAACCCAAAACAAAUGGAAACAUCACUGAAAAUUUCAGUUAUGUCAUCAACAAGUUAAUUCCAAAAACAAACUACUGUGUAUCUGUUUAUUUUGAGCCUAAAGAUCCGAGAAAAAUAAACAGAUCUCCCUUAAAAUGUACCCUCUUUCAACCUGGAUGGGAAUCAGAGUCAUCAGAAUCUGCCACAAUAGGAGGAAUAAUUACUCUGUUUUUAAUAGCUGCUGUUGUCAUAAGCACUGUAAUGAUGCUGAAACAGAUCGGUUACAUAUGCUUAAGAAAUGAUUUCCCCAAAGUUUUGAAUUUUUAUAAAUUGUCAGUCUGUGUAUUUCCCGAGCUGCCUCCGUUGGAAAAAGUGGCUACCGUGGAGGUCAUUCACAUCAACAGAAAGAAGAAAGUGUGGAAUUAUAAUUAUGAUGAUGAAAGUGACAGCGAUAAUGAAGCAGCCCCCCGAAUAAGCGCAGGUGGUUACACCACGCACGGACUAACGGGCAGGCUGUGUCCCGCCUCUGUGUCCUCGGCCACCUUGGAGGACUGCAGUGACCCGGCUACUGAGGAGUGUGACCUGCCCGAGCCCAAGGCUGGUGCUGAGGCCCCAGUGGCACCAGGGCCCAGCCCCUGGCAGUCGGAAUGCACAAGUAGGGGCUACCAGGGGAGAGCGAACCUGCUGCAGGACCACUUUUCCGAGGAGGACAGCAGCUCCACGGAGGGGUCUGGGGACAGAAUUGUCUUCAAUGUGGAUUUGAACUCUGUGUGCGUGAGGGCCCUUGAGGACAACGACGACUCAGAAGUCACUCCAGUGUUACCAUCUCGUCCAGAAGAGACAGUCGUGCUAGAGGACCCCGACGAGACAGAAUCGGACCUUCUGGUGGCCAGUGGAGAAGGGACACAGUUGCCCUUCCCCGGCCCCUCUGCGGAGUGCCUGUGGCCUGAAGAUACUCCUUCUGAUAAAAGUGACACUUCCGAGUCGGAUGUUGACAUGGGGGAUGGUUAUGUAACGAGAUGAAUGAAUCAAGAAAUAUUUAAUUGGACGCCUGCUACCUCCGGUGCUGUCCCUCCCAGCACCCCCACUUGCUCCUUUGGGGUCUCCAAGUGUUCUCCGAGGGAAGGAUUAGGAGAUUGGUGACAUCAUCUGUGCAAAUUCCCAGUCUGGGGGAAGGGGAGGUGGGAAACAGAGUAUUCUGGUAUCAUUCAGUGCGUUGUUUACCUGUUCAAAGUGAUUUGCUUUGAAGGGAAAAGGCCCUGUCCAUUCCCUUUAUUCUCAUGGGUGUCUAAUGUUUCUGUAUCAUGUUUCCCAGAGUAAAGAGCAGGGUUUAUGGCAGGAGCAGUCAGCAUUGUUUUCCACAGGCUCCAGGAAAGCAGCAGAAAAAGAGAAGGGAGGCUGGACUGCGGGAGAGAAAGCGGCACACACCAGGAAACAGAAGCACACGCUUCGGGUUGGGUUAGAAGUAGGGAAGGUCCAGCCAAGUCUUGGGCACCUCCCAGAUGAUAUUCUGUCGCCUACACUCUUGAAAAUUCAACUCUCAGCCCCUUGCACAACCCUCCUCAAUCUGAGUGAGGAAGACAGACACACUAUAAAUAACUCUAGUGCGGGGCGGGUGACUAAUACAGAAACAUUUGCAUAAGGGAGAGGGAUAGAACCUCUGUGUCAUAUUUUAAGAUUUAAUUUUGUACAAUGGUUGGAGGUUGGUAAAAAAGAAAACACGCUCUUUAAUAUAAA
Messenger RNA from Balaenoptera acutorostrata (minke whale), 2598 nucleotides. It is a transcript of the gene IFNAR2, whose product is annotated as interferon alpha and beta receptor subunit 2. The transcript has 9 exons. The coding region runs from base 325 to 1884 and encodes 519 amino acids. NCBI's taxonomy places the organism in Eukaryota, Metazoa, Chordata, Mammalia, Artiodactyla, Balaenopteridae. The record is from RefSeq and is a predicted model, not a curated record. Gene Ontology annotation, molecular function: interleukin-22 receptor activity; protein binding.